Messenger RNA from Photinus pyralis (common eastern firefly), 3165 nucleotides. RefSeq names its product protein cramped (gene crm). NCBI's taxonomy places the organism in Eukaryota, Metazoa, Arthropoda, Insecta, Coleoptera, Lampyridae. The record is from RefSeq and is a predicted model, not a curated record. Gene Ontology annotation, cellular component: nucleus. Gene Ontology annotation, biological process: pattern specification process. The transcript is spliced from 12 exons. The coding region runs from base 429 to 2990 and encodes 853 amino acids. Gene Ontology annotation, molecular function: chromatin binding.
AAAAAUUUUAGGUUGGCAAUAGAAAUCAUCUCAAGUCGCGAAAAUAACACCGAUCAACAGCUAUGAAAUUUGUGUUCUUCAACUUUAAUGGGACAUUUCGCCCUUAGUUUUCUACAAAUCACUUAAAAAUUCUCGUAGGUUUUCCCGAGGAGAUCUUCGAAGUUAUAUUCAAAGAAGUUGUAAAAAUCGAUUGGGCAUGGUUUACUGUACGGAAAUUCCUCCUUUUGGCCAAUAAAGACAUGGAAAAGUGCACUGUGUAUUGCUUGUGGGAAAAGCAAUUAUGAUUCCAUUAUUUUAAUAACAGCGAAUUUACCUGAAUCCUAAGUGGGUUUUCUCACUAGCAACCAGAAGAAAGACAGGUUAGGUUGCUUCCCAAGUAUUCGCCGAGGUUUUUUUCAUUGAGAACAAUGGAAUAGUGCACAAGCAACAUGAGUGAAACGGUGAAUAUUUCCAAACCAGUUCUCGAUCAGAAUAACAUACCGAUAGAAGAGUUACUGGGAUCUGUCACGACUUACAACAAUGUUGACGGUUCCGACUGCAAAAGCCAGCAACUACGGACGAGUGCUCGUGUGUUCAAGAAGAUGAAAUUGGACUCUGCGAACUCCGUACCGACGUCCUCAACAGCGGAACCGAAAAAAGAAACUACAAAGGAGGAGGUAAAACCCGAGGCGAAUAAACGUCAGUUGCGUCCCACAUGGUCACAAGAGGAUAAGAAUUUGUUCUUCGAAGCAUUGAACGAGUUCGGCAAGGAUUUUGAAUCGAUCUAUUUAUCUAUUGCGGCGAAAUUGAAACGAAAAGGACUUCCGGAUUCGGUAUUGAAAACAAAAGACCAAGUUAGACACUUUUAUUACCGCACAUUUCACAAGAUCUCCAAGCAUUUAAAGUUUUCAGAUGACAUAAAAAAAUUGGCACAAGAACUUUACGCACUAAUCAACUACGGAGAGCUGAGAAAGAAGCUCGGCUCGGUCAGCGAGAAGACCUGCAUGAAGCUAAACGAGCUCAUAUAUCGUGGCACGGUUUGCGUACGAUUUAAAGGGAAAACCAUACGCGUUAAAACGCCGAUGUGUAGAGCGCUCCGUAAGCUGAAUCAGUUGGACGAGAAACACGACGAUUUGAAAUUGCCGACGCGCGUCAACGUCGAGCUGGUCGCCAAAGACAUGAGCACGUGGUUACGGAUUCAGGGCAUAUCGCAGAAUCCGCGAAUUAAAGCAUCACUUCCUUUACAGAAAAGACUGAGUACGUUAAUGAAGUUCUUGACGUGCAAGUGGCAGACUGCGGAUUCAGUAGCUUACGAAAAUAUGUUAAAUUCAGCGAACGAAUAUACUCGCGAUUGUGUGCCGGAUAAAAAAAUUAUAGACGUUCACAAGACCGCAUUAGAUCCUCUUCUAAGACUAAGUCCGCAACCGAAAACUCCAAUCGAAUUGCCUAGCAUUAAUUUAAGCGAGUACCUUACCAGUCAUAGCAUUUGCCUGAACGCUUUCGAGGAGAGGAUCGGCGUAAAAGUUCCGGGCGAACAGUUGUGGGUUGUUAAAGGUGCGGCAAAGAAGGGCGGUUCCAAACGAUCUCGAAAUGAAAGUACGGGUGAUAAGGCGAUAGUUACAAGUAGUAAGGGCGGAGCCACGUCGUCUCAGACGGACAGUAACGAGAACUGUAUCAAGUCGGAGGUCACGAGCAAUUUCGACCAAGUUAUAGAUGAAGCUGUGAACACGAUACUGUCGCUGCAAAAUCAGGAGAAUGUGAUUCCCGAGCACAAGGAAGUCGUGAAGGUCGAGUGCGUCGAAGAAGUUAAGGACAAAGGCGCCGUUAAAGAAGAGUUUAUUAGUAAUGUACGAAAGGGAUGGUCUUCGCAGAAUUGUGGCACUUUAUCUAUAGGCGAGCUUUACCUUAUGUUCGGAUCUAAUUCGAAACUAAUCCUAGAGUAUAGUUGGGAUAACGACGCAGAAGUCAAAACCUGUGAUAACGAGGAUGGGGUAUCGGAAGAUUCUCCAAAUGUUCUUCAUGGAACGCUUUCGAGGUUACUGUCCAUAGCGAAAAUGCAGUACCGGAAAAAUAUAAUACACUGCCCUUGCGGGCACAUUUGCAAUGGAAGUAAACCGAACACUGCUAAAUCGAAACCUCUCACUCCUAAGACAAACCGACUCGCUAAUGUGGACAAAGGAGAAUCUCAAGAGAAAGCGCCUACUGUUCAGAAUAGUUCUGCCACGCCAGUAGUGGUACAAUCAUCGACGCUUUUUCGCCGACCGGUAUCUCCAAACAUCGACGUACUACGUGCACAACUAGCGUCAAUCCAACGAUUGCAGCCGCGCUACUGCAACAGACGCGGCCGACGGCCGAGAUCGAAACAGGUGGUCGUUGAGAGACGACUACCCCUCUUGCCCAACAAAACGGGCACCGGGCGGCAGAUAGUGCAAAUGAACAUCAUCGCGCAGGACAACACUCCUCGUUCGAUAGCGCCUAAGAUCGUAAACAUCGACCGAAGCGAGCAUAACAUCUCAAACGUCGUCAACAUAUCGUCCGAGUCGACCGACAACACCACGGUCGAUCCCCCCGCGCUGGACGUCUCGGAUAACGCCGUCACGCUUAGUCGCGUCGGUUCCCCCACGAGCAUCUCGAACCUCCUGGACCUGGCGAUGGCUCAACAGACCGGGGAGAUCUUAAACCAAUCAGUAUUAGAGAACAAAGAGCUGCCGAGUUUUUCAGGUUUGCUCUCGUCGAACGGCACGCCUCCGACGAGUCCGUCGCGAAUUUUAAAGGAGAACGAACAUCACUGGUUAAACUCGGAGGUCGCGGACUUUUCGCUGAGCAGCUUUCUGGGCCAUCUGGAAUCUCCGAUGAAAACGACACAGUGCGGAGUGCAGACGGAUGACAAUCCGCUCUCGUCGCAAGAUAUGGACGCGCAACUGCAAUGUUUACUUACUGAGAGUAGUGUGGACUACGUCGCAAAGUUUGCCGAUUUGGCGGCGGAGGUCGUAUCCGAUGUCAAAAAAUGAGUGUCUCAAAUUGGUGCAGUUAUUUAAAGUAAAAGUACAGUGAUUUUCCAUAUGUAAUAAUAGUGUUUGUUUAAUUCUGUUGAGAUUUUCAUUUGUAUUUUUUUUAUGAAGGAGUUUCAUUUAUUUAUGACACAAUUGUCAUUUGAUAUAAAAAUACAUAUUUAUCUGAGUGCAA